Molecule: messenger RNA, 1277 nt
Organism: Cimex lectularius (bed bug)
Lineage: Eukaryota; Metazoa; Arthropoda; Insecta; Hemiptera; Cimicidae
Gene: Hou
Product: glucose-induced degradation protein 8 homolog
Exons: 6
Coding region: 359-1060 (233 amino acids)
Biological process (GO): proteasome-mediated ubiquitin-dependent protein catabolic process
Cellular component (GO): cytoplasm; nucleus
Molecular function (GO): protein binding
Source: RefSeq, a predicted model, not a curated record
GUUCGCCCAGUUCUUCGAUGCCCCACGGUCCCUUCGGGCACGUCUCAUCUCAUCAUUCGCUAGGACAGACGCAGUUUACCUUUUUCCAUUAGAUCUUCGAAACCUCUGUCAAGGGACACAGACGUUAAGGAAGGAAAAAGGGAAAAAGAAAGCCUUCUACCAACGGGGACAAAAGGAGAAAACGAGAGCCGAAGGCUUCUGACACAAAUUGGGCGAUCCGGUUUGCUUCCCCCACCGAGGUUAAGAAGAGCCAUCCAAGAUUUCCCGUCAAAUUUGGGAGGCGAACUCCCCGUUCUACCUCCCCGGAGCGCUAUUUCGCGUUCGCUACCUCCCAGGGGUCGAGGCGAACACGACAAACAUGAGUAUGAGCUACAACUCGGACAAAUCGCCCGAGUUCACGAAAGAGGAGUGGAUGAGCAAGCUCGAGUCGACGCAGCUUCAGAGGAGCGACAUGAACAAGCUCAUCAUGAACUACCUCGUCACGGAGGGUUUCAAAGGUGCCGCUGAGAAGUUCCAAGAGGAGUCAGGCGUCGUACCUCCCCUCGACCUCAACACGAUGGACAACAGGAUACGCAUACGCGAGGCCAUACAGGAAGGUAGGACGCAGGAGGCCAUUCUCCUUGUCAAUGAAAUGUACCCAGAACUUUUGGACAACGAUAGAUAUCUUUAUUUCAGAUUGCAGCAAUUGCACCUGAUUGAACUGAUAAGGGACGGGAAGGUCGAGGAGGCGUUGCACUUUGCCCAGACACAGUUCUCCGAGUCUGGUGAGUCGGAGCCAGGCAUAUUGAACCAGCUUGAACGCGUUCUGGCACUACUCGCCUUCGAAGAGCCAACUCUAUCCCCGUUCUCACACUUGCUCAACACGAAGCAGAGGCAUAAGGUCGCGAGUGAAGUUAACACAGCGAUCUUGAAGACGGAACAUCACACUUCGACUGAGCCGAAGCUCUACUCGGUCGUCAAGCUGAUCCUCUGGGCCCAGGAGGAGCUGACAAAGCGCAAGAUCAAAUAUCCACGUAUGAUCGACCUGAGCACGACAGAAAUUGAAAGCCCGUCCAAAUGACAUCCGCUUUACCUCACGUCCUGACCAGAAACAGAGACGACGGGAGAGGGAAGCCCUUGAUCAUUUCCCUUUAGUUCACAGCACGGGGACACAGGGAUGGCGAUGCUGAUGUUUGUUUUUUCUCCUCGACGACGUCUCUGAACCGUCCUCCACCGCCAGUUCGUACUUCGUCAUCGGUGUAAAUAGCACAUAAUAGAAGUCAAAUUGUAAAGCUUCA